CGUGGGGUGAAGCGCAGGAGGAGCUCGCCCAAAAAACCGCUGUCCAACAAACCGCAGGACUUCCAGAUCCGGGUUCGGGUGAUCGAGGCCCGGCAGCUGCCCGGCGUUCACAUCCGCCCCGUGGUGAAGGUGACGGCGGCGGGGCAGACCAAGAGGACCAGGAUACGCAAAGGCAACAGCCCCCGCUUCGACGAGACCUUCUUCUUCAACGUCUUCGAGUCGCCGGCUGAGCUGUUCGAUGUGCCCAUCUUCAUCACCGUCCUGGACUCGCGCUCCUUCCGGAUGGACGCGGUGAUCGGGGAGUUUCGGAUGGACGUUGAGAGCAUCUACUCGGAGCCCAAACAUGCGAUCCUCAGGCGGUGGCUGCUGCUCUCCGACCCGGAGGACUUCACAGCGGGGGCAAAGGGGUACCUGAAGGUCAGCCUGCUCGUGCUGGGGCCCGGGGACGAAGCUCCUGUGGAGAAGAAGGAGGUUUCCGAAGACAAGGAAGACAUCGAGGGGAACCUCCUGCGUCCCACGGGGGUCACCUUGCGAGGGGCUCAGUUCUGCCUGAAGAUCUUCAAAGCUGAAGAUUUGCCCCAGAUGGACGACGCCGUCAUGGACAACGUCAGGCAGAUCUUUGGCUUUGAGAGCAACAAGAAGAACCUGGUCGACCCCUUUGUGGAAGUCAGCUUCGCGGGGAAGACGCUCUUCUCGAGGAUCCUGGAGAAGAACGCCAACCCGCAGUGGAACCAGUGCCUGACGCUGCCGGUGAUGUUCCCUUCCAUGUGUGAGAAGAUGAAGAUCCGGGUGACCGACUGGGACCGUCUCACACACAACGACGUCGUCGGCACCGCCUACCUCUGCAUGUCCAAGAUCUCUGCGCCCGGCGGGGAGCUGGAGGAUGCGUUUCCUGCUCUCACGAAGUCUCUGAAAGCCUCAGACUUGGACGACGGGCUGGGCUUCCUGCCGACCUUUGGCCCGUGCUACAUCAACCUGUACGGCAGCCCCCGCGAGUUCACCGGCUUCCCCGACCCGUACGAGGCGCUCAAUUUAGGAAAGGGCGAGGGCGUCGCGUACCGCGGCCGGGUGCUGCUGGAGCUGGAGACCAAGCUGGCGGAGCACGGGGAGCUGAAGGUGGAGGACAUCUCCGCAGAUGACAUCCUGCGGGUGGAGAAGCACCUGCGGCGGAGGAAGUACUCCCUCUUUGCUGCCUUCUACUCGGCCACCAUGCUGCAGGACGUGGACGAUGCCAUCCAGUUUGAGGUCAGCAUUGGCAACUAUGGCAACAAGUUUGACAACACCUGCUUGCCCUUGGCCUCCACCACGCAGUACAGCCGGGCUGUGUUCGAUGGUUGCCAGUAUUACUACCUGCCCUGGGGCAACGUGAAGCCCGUGGUGGUGCUGUCCUCCUACUGGGAAGACAUCAGCUACCGAACCGACACUCAGAACCUCCUCCAGUAUGCGGCAGACAGGCUGGAAGCCAACCUGGAGCAGAUCCACCUUGUGCUCAAGGCCAACGGCGCGCCGGGAGAGCUGCAGUCCCUGGGUGCCCAGCUGAUGGACGACGUCAUUGCAGACUGCAGCGUUCCGCUGCCCGACGUGCUGGGGAAGGUGGCCAGCACACACCUGGACCAGAACCUGUACCGCUUCCGCAGCACCAACCUGGAGCAGGUGGUGCGGGCGGCCCUGAGGCUGAAGCACGAGGAGCUGAGCCUGCCAGCCUUGCUGGAGCAGGCGGAGGACUGGCUGUGCCGGCUGCGUGCCAUGGCUGAGGAGCCCCAGAACAGCCUCCCAGACGUGGUGAUCUGGAUGCUGCGGGGUGAGAGGCGCGUUGCCUACGCCCGCGUGCCGGCCCACGAGGUGCUCUACUCCCGUGGUGGCCCCAGCUGUUGUGGUAGGAACUGUGGCAAGCUGCAGACCAUCUUCCUGAAGUACCCCCAGGAGGAGGCGAUGGGGCCACGGAUCCCAGCCCAGAUCCGCGUCCAGCUCUGGUUUGGGCUCUCUGUUGACGAGAAGGAGUUCAACCAAUUCGCUGAGGGGAGGCUCUCCGUCUUUGCUGAAACCUACGAGAACCAGACCAAGCUGGCACUGGUGGGGAACUGGGGCACCACCGGCCUGACUUACCCCAAAUAUUCCGAUGUCACCGGCAAGAUCAAGCUCCCCAAGGACAGCUUCAAGCCCUCCACGGGCUGGACCUGGGCUGGUGAUUGGUUCAUCAGCCCGGAGAAAACGCUGCUGCACGAGGCAGACGCGGGGCACCUGAGCUUCGUGGAGGAGGUGUUUGAGAACCAGGUGCGGCUGCCGGGCGGGCAGUGGAUCCACAUGGCUGACGCCUACAGCGAUGUGAAUGGGGAGAAGGUUCUGCCCAAGGAUGAGAUCGAGUGUCCUCCGGGCUGGAAAUGGGAAGACGUGGAGUGGGACACCGACCUCAACAGAGCCGUGGAUGAGAAAGGCUGGGAGUAUGGCAUCACCAUCCCCCCGGACCGCCGGCCCAAGGCCUGGGUGCCAGCUGAGAAGAUGUACCACACCAACCGGCGCCGGCGUUGGGUGCGACUGCGCAGCAGGGACCUGGCACAGAUGGAGACCGUCAGGAAGGUGGGGUGAGAGCAGGGGAACGGGG
Messenger RNA from Meleagris gallopavo (turkey), 2602 nucleotides. Lineage: Eukaryota; Metazoa; Chordata; Aves; Galliformes; Phasianidae. The record is from RefSeq and is a predicted model, not a curated record.